Molecule: messenger RNA, 2433 nt
Organism: Xiphophorus hellerii (green swordtail)
Lineage: Eukaryota; Metazoa; Chordata; Actinopteri; Cyprinodontiformes; Poeciliidae
Product: isoaspartyl peptidase/L-asparaginase-like
Exons: 7
Coding region: 83-1156 (357 amino acids)
Cellular component (GO): cytoplasm
Molecular function (GO): asparaginase activity
Source: RefSeq, a predicted model, not a curated record
UAAACAAUAGCUGCCGAUUAAACUAAAUGUUACAAGCUUGACAUGAUUAACUGAGUUGUUUUUACCGAGAUGCGCCGUGAGAAUGGUCAGAUCCGCCUCUCCGGCUGCAAUGCGCGCUCCCGACACAGGGAAACAGAUUUUCGCACAAGACCUUUGUACUGUUGCUAGCUGUACAAAGGUCAAUAGUGCUUCUAGUCACGGGGAUAUUCUGGGGACUGCCAUGUUGCCAGUCGUGGUGGUCCAUGGGGGGGCGGUUCACAUCCCCAAAGAGCGCUCAGACCUGUCCACCUCAGGAGUGUGCUCUGCAGUGAGGUCAGCGUAUGCACUCCUGCAGGGAGGGGGCAGCAGUAUGGAUGCUGUGGUGGAGGCUGUUCUGCUACUGGAGAAUAAUCCAUCUUUCAGUGCAGGAUGUGGCUCAGUGCUGAAUAUGAAGGGGGAGGUCGAGAUGGAUGCCCUCGUGAUGGACGGGAAAACUCUGAGCAGCGGCGCCGUGUCUGCCGUCCGCAACGUAGCUAACCCAAUCCAGCUGGCCAGACUUGUCAUGGACAAGACCAGCCAUGCCUGUCUGACGGCGGAGGGUGCCAGUCAGUUUGCUCGCUCUAUGGGCGUUCCCGAGGUUCCUCAGGAGUCCCUCAUCACAGAGUAUUCCCGCAUGUGCUGGAAAAAAAACCUGGCCCCAGAUGCCAACCCUGUGGAGUGCCAAAUGGGGAAGAUGGGGACGGUUGGAGCGGUGGCAGUCGACACCGACGGCAACGUAGCGUGUGCGACUUCCACCGGAGGAAUGCUGAACAAGAUGGAAGGCCGAGUGGGCGACACCCCGUGCAUCGGCAGUGGAGGCUAUGCUGACAAUAUGUCAGGAGCCGUAUCGACUACGGGCCACGGAGAGGCCAUCAUGAAGGUCACGCUGGCGAGACACAUCCUGUUCCACAUGCAGCAAGGCCAGUCAGCUGAGGCUGCCAGUGAUCUGGGUCUGGCCUAUAUGAAGUCCAGAGUCGGGGGACUUGGAGGGGUCGUGACCGUGGACCCGCAGGGCAAUUGGGCCGCUCGCUUCUCCAGCAGCCAAAUGGCGUGGGCCGCGGCGCAGAAAGACACGCUGCACUACGGUCUGGACACGGGAGAACACUUCACCCAAAUCAUCGAGGAUCAUCGAGCCUGACACCAGGCCCAGUUUGUGUCAGUAGAGCUAUAAACUAAGAUAAUACAGCUGAAGGUGGGCUUCAGGUAACCAAAUAAUGAUUGAUUUGGUUUAAUGUUGAUGUUUAAAAUCAAAUAGAAGACAAAAAGAGCAACAAAAUUAAUUAGUUUAAUCAUAAAAAAAACAAUCAACUGUGCACAUAUCUGAGCCAAUCCAAAGAAAAGCAAGAAAUUUCCAGAAACGCUAAUGACACUCUGUGAUUCCUUGUAAUAAUCAUUUGAAAAGUCAUUGCAGUGUUUCUGUCGCUAGAGAAACUAGAGCAAAAUGAUCAAAUACACAUCAGAUAUAUAACUCACUGCUCAGUUUUUAAGCUUCUCGGGAAACACUUCCUGAGAAGUGUUUUACGAUAUUUAAUUUUUUACAAACUACUGGCCAGUUUUAUGAACACUGAACACUUUCUGAUGAUCUGCACAAAGUGUGUUUUUCUGUUCACAUCAGUACUGGUGAGCAGCAGCUCAUCAUUUGCUGACUGUUGGUGAAGAAAAACCAAACCAAAAAGGUAUUUACUGCAACGUGAGUGACAUUUUUGUCUUAAUUUAGAUGAUUAUAGUUUACCACAACUGAGUUUCUCAGAUUGAAGUAUUAAAAAGAGCCAAUAAAACCAUUUUUGUCAGAUUGUUGGUGGUACAUCUCACCAACAGACUCAUUUUUCUUCUUGGGCUUUUAAUUUACUGCAAGCCACAAUAAUCCAAGUUAAUAGACAUAAACACCUGAAAUAUAUUGCACUGUCUGUAAUUAAUCUUUAUUAUUUGUAAAUUUCACUUUUUGAACUUAAUCACUCAAAUAAAUUAGUUUUCUGUCAUAUUCUGAUUUAUAGAGAAGCUCUUAUAAGCCAGCAUGUGUUAAUCUGUUAUGAACGCCAUUUAUGUACGUAUUAUUCUGAUGAGUAGUGUUGACCUGUCUGAUCCACUAGGUGGUGCUGUUUCCUCAUGUAGACAAAAUGCAAAACUUGAGCUUUCCUUUUCUUUAACUGAACUACUUCUAGGCUUGCGUUGUGUAAUUGGUUGUAAUUUUUUUAAAUGUUUUAUAGAGCACUUUAUAAUAUUUACUUUAAUUGUGCAAUACCAGCCUUAAUGUAUUUUGUGUCAUUUUCUAUAAUAAUUGUUAUAAUCUGUUUGAUUUGAUAAAGAAUGUCUCGUUCAUAUAUCAAUUCAUUCCUGUGUGCAAUUGCGUUGUGCAAUAAAAACAAUGCAGCUCAAGACUCAAAUCACACUUUUUUGCUUUAUUGGUAAUUUUCA